AUGGCAGACCUCUUCGACAUUCAAGCUCAAUCCGCACGCCUCGAGCGGCAAGGCCUGCCCCCGCAAUCUCAGCAAUACAACACCCUCCCACCUCUCAAUCUCAUCCACGCCGCCGAGGCCUCUCUGCCCAAUUCAUCCGACCCAGGCUACCUUUCCGGCCAGCCUGCCACCAAAGUUGCUUCCCACAUCACCAAGGACAUUGUCCCAGCGUUAUGUGGCCAGUCCCAAUCGAGCCGCUAUUUCGGCUUCGUCACCGGCGGCGUCCUCCCCGUGGCUGAAUGGGCCGACAAUGUCGUCUCUCGCAUGGAUCAAAACGUCCAAGUCCAUUUGCCUGAGCAGACAGUGUCCACAAUGGUCGAGAACACCGCUCUGGAGAUGCUGUUGAGCCUGCUUCGCCUAACACAAUCAGAUUGGAAAGGCCGGACUUUCACCACCGGAGCAACUGCCAGCAAUGUGCUCGGUUUAGCCUGUGGUCGAGAGGCUAUUCUUGAGAAGAAGGGUGCGUCCGUGGGUGAACUGGGUUUGCUGGGCGCUUGCGCCAAGGCAGGGGUCUCGGAGAUUCAAGUCCUUACCAGCGGAGGCCACAGUUCGCUCUCCAAGGCAUCAAGCAUAGUUGGUCUGGGGAGAGCUUCGGUCAAGGAGCUUCCUCGAAGCGCAGCCCAGCCUUGGAAGUUGGAUCUUGACGCGGUGGAGAGAGAACUGGGUCGUCCUGGAGCGGCGAGCAUCAUUGCUGUUAGUAUGGGAGAAGUGAACACGGGUGGCUAUGCCCUUGAUAAUAUCAACGAAUGGAAGAGGUUGAGAGAGCUAGCAGAUCAACAUGCUGCAUGGAUUCAUGUGGAUGGAGCCUUUGGUAUUUUCAGCCGGGCCCUGGAAGAGGACCGAGAUGAAUAUCGACUGCUUCAUGCUCGAGCUCAAGGUGUCGACAUGGCCGACAGCAUUACAGUUGACGGCCAUAAAAUGCUCAACGUUCCAUAUGACUGCGGCAUGUUCUUCACCCGCACCCCGUCUAUCCUUCAAUCCGUCUGCGUCAACCCAAACGCCGCAUACCUCGCUUCGGGCGCAGUAGCCAGCAUCCCAUCUCCUCUCAAUGUCGGCCUCGAAAACUCGAGACGCUUCCGCGCGCUGCCAGCCUACGCCGCUCUCCUCAGCCAGGGCCGCCCUGGUUAUGCCAAGCUAUGUCACAACAUGGCCCAACUAUCGCGGAAACUGGCCAUUUUCCUGCGAGAGUCGCCGCACUAUGAGCUCCUCCCUGACGAGAGCGCUGAUGUUGAAGAGGUCUUUAUAAUCGUUUUGUUCAGGGCGAAAGAUAGGAAGUUGAAUGACGAGCUGGUGGCGAAGAUCAAUGCAACGAGGCAGAUGUACGUGAGCGGUACGAGCUGGAAAGGCGAAAAGGCUGUGAGAGUCGCCGUCUCGAACUGGAUGGUCGAUAUCGAAAGAGAGUUUCGAGUCGUGUCAGCGCUUUUGACUGCCGUUGCUGAGGGUCGCGAAUUCGACAUCGAAAAAGUGUAA
This is a messenger RNA of Trichoderma gamsii, 1509 nucleotides long. RefSeq lists its product as hypothetical. Bases 1 to 1509 code for a protein of 502 amino acids. The transcript has 3 exons. Gene Ontology annotation, biological process: carboxylic acid metabolic process. Gene Ontology annotation, molecular function: pyridoxal phosphate binding; carboxy-lyase activity. Lineage: Eukaryota; Fungi; Ascomycota; Sordariomycetes; Hypocreales; Hypocreaceae. The record is from RefSeq and is a predicted model, not a curated record.